Messenger RNA from Nicotiana tabacum (common tobacco), 1775 nucleotides. Lineage: Eukaryota; Viridiplantae; Streptophyta; Magnoliopsida; Solanales; Solanaceae. The record is from RefSeq and is a predicted model, not a curated record.
AAGGGGAAUUAGAUCAGAGACCUAGCAAAAAAAGAGGACCCUAUCCUUAGAGAAAAAGGGGAAACGGCGCAUUUACAGGUUUCCCUACUUCUUUUCUUAUCGAUUUUUCUCAAAAAACCAAAGAAAAAGGUAGCUAUCCCUAAACUCCAUAGCCGUUUCCCUUUCCCUUUCCCCUACAAAAUAUCCCCAUGUCGCAGCAUCCGUCCAAAUAGCAGCAUCCGUCCAAAAUAGCAGAACGAAAGGAGAACGACUACUUCUCCUCCAAAAUAGCAGCAUCCGUCCAAAUUUCUACUGGUUCGGCCAUGGCAGAAGUUGUUCCAGUUUGAUUUCGGAUUCGGAAGUCGAAGCUACGAUUUGCUGUUUCUCCUUCCGCUGAGCUCCCGUUUUCCCUUCACUUUUAUUUGGUUAUUCAAGUUUAUCUCUAUUGCUGUUUAGAGAUAUUGUGUCGCAGUGCAAAAGGAUGCAGUCUCUGAAAGACAUUGUACCGGCUGCAUUGAACAAUAUAAACACAAAAUUCAUUGUCGUGGACAAAGGGAGGAUAGCUUUGGAAGGGCAACAAAAGAUGUGUUUGGCACUAGUGGCGGAUGAGACAGCUGCAGUUCACUUUCAGAUGUGGGGUGAUGAGUGUGAUGCUUUUGAGCCUGGGGACAUUAUCCGGUUAGAAAAUGGCAUCUUCUCUUAUAACCGCAACAACCUAUUGCUAAGGGCAGGUAAGCGAGGCAAGGCAGAAAAGGUGGGAGAGUUUACCAUAGCCUACGUGGAGACACCAAACAUGAGUGAGAUACGUUGGGCCCCUGAUCCCAGCAAUUCUAAGAUAUAUGUGCCAGAGGCUGUUAUUUCUCCCUUUUCACAAGUGUUUCCGCCAGUGAAUUGAGCAUUGGGAAAUCUUCUUUCGGACAGGCCAUCUCCUUUAAACUCUCUUACUUGAAUGUUGCAUUUUUCCUAACUUGAGCAAAAAAACAUCUCAUGGCUGAAAUCAACACCAAAGUAAAGAGUUACCCAUCUCAUGAUUUCAAUAUAUGGUAUAUUGAGUUCAGAUUCUUUUGAAGGGUUUGUGGAUUGUGAUGCAGUAUACUGAUGAUCGUGAGGAUUGAUUCCCAGUGCAUUAUAGAAAGUAAUGCCUCUUUUUCUCUAGCUGGAUUGACCUGAGGCUCAGCCUCUUUUUCUGUAGUUGGAUUGUCCUGAGGCUCAUCUUGUAUGCGAUUGUUUGAUUAUCAGCUUACUCUACUUCAAUGUGCAAACAAAUGAGAAAAGAUCCUCAAGUCUGGUGAAGUUUUCCUACCUAGACCAAGAUUUUGAAACAUCUAGUUUCUAAUGAAUUAACGUUGCAGCUUUUCGUAGAUUCACUUCAUUGAGCAACAUACUGUGAAAAUGGAGGAUCAAAAGUAAACUUGUUACAUAUAGCUCGAAAGUAUUGCUUUUUUUUUUUUCAAUUAUUAUUUUUGUUCUGAUCCAUCCAGGUUAAUGGAUCACUUAAAAGCGUUUCCUAUCUUUGAUUUAUUUUCUUAGGUGAUAAUUAAUCCCGUGAUUAAAUUUGAGAUUAGUCUAUCCCAUGUUUGGUUGGGAAAAAAUCGUGGUAUAACUAAUCCCGAGAUUAGUUAUCCCGGGAUUGUAGUGUUUUUUUAUCCCUAUGGGAGGGUGAAAUAACUAAUCCUAGGAUCUAAUCCCGGUAUAUGGUGUUUUGAAAUUUGUAUUUCAGUGUGAUUGCAGGAAGUAGCCGAAAUAAUUAUUUAGUCUUGUAUGAAACAUGUCUCCUAGAAAGGAUCUUACUUAUA